Molecule: messenger RNA, 1569 nt
Organism: Lachancea dasiensis
Lineage: Eukaryota; Fungi; Ascomycota; Saccharomycetes; Saccharomycetales; Saccharomycetaceae
Source: the annotation of a GenBank genome assembly
AUGCAUCGUUGGUUGACGGUGCCCAAGGUACGAUGCUACUCUAAAUCAGCAGAGUCACACGCUUUGGAUUAUUCCUCUCGAAAGGAAAUCAUCUCACAUAAUACCAGCCACUUUUAUCCGUCUCUUUCGCAGCUUACAGCCGCUACUACAACAAUAGCUCAAUUUAAACAGAAGUACAGUGCAUUAGAAGCAGAUGAACCGCUCAAAAUAGAGACAUUGCGUGCUCGCAUCAACUCCAUCCGCCUUGCGGGCAAAAAUAUGUGCUUCAUUGAUGUCUCGCAUGCUCAAAAUUCCAUGCAAUUUAUCCUAAAUUAUAACAUCAUGAAGACUCAUACUCAAGCCACAACUGGUGAUCAGUUCUUUCAGCAUGUUUUGAAUCUAAAGCCCGGAGAUCACAUUCAAGCUUGCGGAUUUCCAGGACGUUCUCAGCGGGGACGUACUUUGUCUUUGAAGUGUACAGAGUUGACUCAGAUGCUUGCUCCUGCAUUACAUGCCGUGCCGCCCAAAUUGUCAGAUCCCAUAAAACGCAAUGAAAAUCGGGUUCUAGACUAUUUGGUUAAUGGUUACGAUUCUUUAGUUGUACGCCACAGAGUCAUUUCAGCCUUACGCGAGUUCCUGAACGAUCGAGCGUUUCUUGAAGUUGAAACACCCAUACUCUCAUCCAAGGCUAAUGGGGCUGCUGCAGAGCCCUUUUCUACUCAUUCCAAAGCCACUGGAAUGGAUCUAGAACUUCGUGUAGCACCAGAGCUGUGGCUAAAGCGCCUGAUUGUAGGUGGCAUGGAUCGUGUUUACGAAGUAGGCAAGGUGUUUCGUAACGAGGGCAUCGACGCUACGCAUAACCCUGAAUUCACCACCUUAGAAUUCUACCAGACGUAUGCGUCAAUGGAACAACUAAUCAGUAUAAGCGAAGAGCUUUACCUCCAUGUUCUUGAUAGAGUGGACACCCGCAGCUCGAGAGAAUUGAAAAAGGACCUAUUACAGAAUGGCGGGAGAUUCAACCGCAUAGAAUUUCUUCCUACACUACAGAAAGAGACCGGUUUGGAUUUGAGUAGUAUAGACCUGACCAAUUCGGAGGAAAUUUGCCGAGUGGUGGCUUCUAAAGGGCUUCAUAUCGGCGCCAGUGAAAAUUCUCCACAGCAAAUACUAAACGCUUUAUGCGCAAAGUACAUUGAAGCUAGGUAUUGCAUGGGCACAGUACCAACGCUGAUUUUUCACCACCCUACUGUAAUGUCGCCUCUCGCAAAAGGGAACCCUGUCGAUAACAUGCUGACUACCAAAAGAUUUGAGGUUUUUAUUGGUGGCAAAGAGUACAUUAAUGCAUAUGAGGAAGAGAAUUGCCCUGAGUCGCAGCUCCAAAAGUUCAUACUACAACAGCAAGCCCAGAACAAGUACGGUGAUGCAGAAUCGCUCGCUAUAGACCGUUCUUAUGUAGAGGCGAUGAAGUGGGGAAUGCCCCCCAUUGGUGGCUUUGGUCUGGGAAUUGACCGUUUGUGUAUGCUUUUGACCGGAAGCACAAGGAUUGAACGGGUUUUAACCUUUGGCGCGAUUGAUGACAUUGGUCGCCAAUAA